Molecule: messenger RNA, 609 nt
Organism: Prunus armeniaca (apricot)
Lineage: Eukaryota; Viridiplantae; Streptophyta; Magnoliopsida; Rosales; Rosaceae
Source: the annotation of a GenBank genome assembly
AUGUUCGCAUGGUCGCCGUCAGACAUGCCUGGUAUCGACCCGAACAUCAUAUGUCACCGACUCCACGUCAACCCUGCCUGCAAACCAGUGGCGCAGAAGAGGCGCAACUUCGCACCCGAGCGGGUCGCCAUCAUCGAAGCCGAGAUUGAUAAACUCCUAGCCGCCGGCUUCAUUGAAGAGGUCUCCUACUCGGAGUGGCUCGCUAAUGUUGUUCUAGUGGCAAAACAAGAGAAGGGAAAGUGGAGAGUUUGCGUCGAUUACACCGACCUCAACAAAGCGUGCCCAAAAGACAACUUCCCAUUGCCAAGAAUCGACCAACUAGUGGAUUCCACUUCUGGCAAUCAGCUACUCAGCUUCAUGGACGCCUACUCCGGCUACAACCAAAUCUUGAUGCACGAGGAUGACAAGGCGAAAACUUCUUUCAUCAUCGAGAGAGGGACCUACUGCUACAAGGUCAUGCCUUUUGGGCUGAAAAACGCCGGAGCAACCUACCAAAGACUGGUGAACAAAAUCUUCAAGGAGCAGAUCGGCAAAAACUAUGGAGGUGUACGUGGACGACAUGCUGGUCAAGGCCCCAAAACGUGCAGAUCACCUCAAAAACCUCGCUGA